Molecule: messenger RNA, 810 nt
Organism: Clavispora lusitaniae ATCC 42720
Lineage: Eukaryota; Fungi; Ascomycota; Pichiomycetes; Serinales; Metschnikowiaceae
Gene: BUD23
Product: 18S rRNA (guanine1575-N7)-methyltransferase
Biological process (GO): rRNA (guanine-N7)-methylation
Cellular component (GO): nucleolus
Molecular function (GO): rRNA (guanine) methyltransferase activity
Source: RefSeq, a predicted model, not a curated record
AUGUCUAGGCCCGAAGAAAUCGCUCCGCCGGAGAUUUUCUAUAACGAUGCAGAAUCUUUCAAGUACACGUCGUCAUCGCGUGUGCAGCAUAUUCAGGCCAAAAUGACUCUUCGAGCACUAGAGCUUUUAAACUUGGACUCGGAUCAGCCGCACUUUUUGCUUGAUUUGGGCUGUGGUUCCGGGCUUUCGGGCGAGAUUUUGACAGAGGAGGGCUACAACUGGAUCGGAAUGGACAUUGCCCCCAGCAUGUUGGCUUCCGCUUUGGACAGAGAGGUGGAGGGAGACUUGUUUUUGGGAGACUUGGGAAAUGGCAUUCCGUUCAGGGCAGGCACGUUUGAUGCAGCCAUUUCUAUCUCUGUGAUCCAGUGGUUAUGUAACGCAGAUACUGCCGGUGUUGACCCCAAGAAAAGAACCUUGAGGUUCUUUAACUCCUUGUAUGCUUCCAUGAAGAGAGGAGGCAAGUUUGUGGCACAGUUUUACCCUAUGAAUGAUACGCAAACACAAACCAUGUUGGAGGCAGCCAAAAUCGCCGGUUUUGCUGGAGGUUUGAUCAUUGACGAUCCCGAGUCUAAGAAGAAUAAAAAGUAUUAUCUUGUUCUCACAGCUGGUCAGGCGGACCGCAACUUGAAUUUGGCUGGCGCUCAAAUGGAAGCACCAGACCAGACUAAGAAGCUCAGCAGCAAAAUGAAGAAGAAGUUGGAGAGUCGGAAAGAUUAUAUCAACAGAAAGAAGGAGGCCAUGAGACGGAGAGGAAGAAAAGUGGCGCAUGAUUCGAAGUUCACGGCCAGACAAAGACGCCCCCGCUUUUGA